Diuraphis noxia (Russian wheat aphid) is the source of this 873-nucleotide messenger RNA. Its product is annotated as rhodanese domain-containing protein CG4456-like. Gene Ontology annotation, molecular function: thiosulfate-cyanide sulfurtransferase activity. NCBI's taxonomy places the organism in Eukaryota, Metazoa, Arthropoda, Insecta, Hemiptera, Aphididae. Gene Ontology annotation, cellular component: mitochondrion. The record is from RefSeq and is a predicted model, not a curated record.
UUACUUGAUACAGGCAGUAAUACAUAAUACAUAGUACAUUCUUCAUACUUAAUAUUAAAAAUUUAAAUCAUGUUAAAAAUUUUAAAAAGUAAUUUUUCUCCUUUCAUGGUACAAAUGUACCACUUUUCAUCUGGGAUAAUAGUAAACAAACAGCUCACGAAGAAAAUGAAACAUAUGAUACUUUAUAAAACCAAUUCAAACUUAUAUUCACUCAUUCAAAAUUGCAGUUUUGCUGAUACAUCUUCACCAAUAAUUGCAGAUAUUAAUUAUGAAAAAUUGAAAGAGCUUAUAAACCAAAAUGAAGUGUUAAUUAUUGAUGUACGUACUAAAGAAGAAUUAGCUGCUACAGGAGUUUUACCAAAUAGCUCCAAUAUUCCACUCGAUGAGUUAAGUACUGCAUUUGAAUUAACACCUGAAAUUUUUUUAGAAAAGUACUAUAUUCCUAAACCAGAUAAAGAUCAAAAAAUCGUUUUUUCUUGUGCUAAGGGAAUAAGGAGUUUAAAAGCAUGCCACUAUGUUACAGACUUGGGUUAUAAAAAUGUUUUCAAUUACACCGAAGGAUGGUUUGGAUGGGAGUCACACAAAUGAAUAAAAAUACAUUUUUAUGCGUAUGAAUUUGUACCUACUCACUACUCGGCUUAUAUUUUAACAAUUAGAGGAUUGUUUUUGAUUUAAAAUUGUAUUAUUCAUCUAUGACUAAAUAAAAAUAUUCGACAUUGUUAAAAUCUUAUUUGCUGUAAUUUAUUAUUUAAAUACUACUUGUGGCUUAAACCAAUUCUGUUCACUCACUUUUUCAUCAAAACAAUUUUAAUGAAAACUGUUUUAAUGCAUUGGAGAUGAAUACAGUACUAAUUGAAAAUUAACUUAUGUUAU